Exserohilum turcica Et28A is the source of this 734-nucleotide messenger RNA. RefSeq lists its product as uncharacterized. The transcript has a single exon. The record is from RefSeq and is a predicted model, not a curated record. The coding region runs from base 62 to 433 and encodes 123 amino acids. Lineage: Eukaryota; Fungi; Ascomycota; Dothideomycetes; Pleosporales; Pleosporaceae.
CUCCUGUGCAACUUGCGCUACUCUAAAUCAUCAUACUCGCGCCUUCAGUCACCUCACAGCCAUGGUUUCAUUCACGACUCUCCUCACCUUCGCCGCCGGUGCGCUCGCAUCGCCCGUCGUCCAAGAUGCCGCGAUGCCCAUUCCUAGCAACUGGAACUGGCAUGUAUCCAAGUCGGAGAUGGGUUGUGUUCGCGGCGGAUGCUACUACCACUUUGAUGUAACGGUGCCAAGCGUGGAAGGCAAGAUUGCUGGUGUCAAGGCACAUUGCAACGGCAACGAGAAUGGCUAUUACAGGAAGGGCAACUGGUUCGCAAUGUGCGAGACUCUCGAGGGUGCGAACAACAGCGUGGCGGCCAAGUUUAGCGAGAGAGAGUCAGACUACAGCGGCGGUCCCGGCCAGAUUCUUGUCAGCUUCCAGCCUGAUGGAACGUAAGUCGCAUAUUUGUCGUGCCCUGUUGUGCUCGUGAAUGACUUGCUGACAUAUUCUGGGCCUGCAUACAACUUUACAGGUUCACACAAGUCUAUCAUGAAUGCCUUUGUUGCGCCUGUACAGUCGUAUGAUAUCACACCUACCGAGGUUUUCGCUGUUGUAUAGGAGAUGGGUUAUGAAGAUGAUAAUCCCAACAUAAAUGAGGCUCAAAUCAUGCCAUCGGCCGUUGUAGACCCUCGGACUUUUCUUAUUAUCACAUAGAUCUCGAGUCGGCAAUGGCCGAAGUAUUAAUGGUAUACAUUAA